Molecule: messenger RNA, 782 nt
Organism: Anolis sagrei ordinatus
Lineage: Eukaryota; Metazoa; Chordata; Lepidosauria; Squamata; Anolidae
Gene: CDNF
Product: cerebral dopamine neurotrophic factor
Biological process (GO): neuron projection development; dopaminergic neuron differentiation
Cellular component (GO): endoplasmic reticulum
Source: RefSeq, a predicted model, not a curated record
GAAGGGGGCGUGGCCUAUGAGGAGCUGGGUUCGGGUGCUCUCAGAAAAGGGUCCGUGUUCGCCUCUGCAGAAAUGAGCCUCGGCUUUGGGUUCCCCCUUUUCUUUUGCGCGGCCCUGGCUCUCUCUGGGCUCUGUUUGGGCCCAAGGCCUGCCUUCGCCCACGCUCCCAGGCCAGCCGAAGCUCAGUGCGAAGUGUGUCAAGGCUUUUUGGAAAAUGUUUACAAUUCUUUGAAAGAAAAGCAUUCAGAUUUUUCUGUGGCCUCUAUAGAGAAUGAAUUAAUCAGGAGCUGCAUGAAUACGAAAGGAAAAGAAAACCGCUUGUGCUAUUACCUUGGGGCCACAAACGAUGCCGCUACCAAGAUUAUUACUGAAGUCAGCCGCCCAAUGAGUGCUCAUGUACCUGUGACGAAAAUCUGUGAGAAGCUCAAGAAAACGGACAUUCAGAUUUGUGAGCUCAAAUAUGAAAGAAAACUUGACUUAACAUCAGUAGACCUCUCCAAGAUGAGAGUGGCUGAGCUGAAGAAAAUCCUGGACGGCUGGGGGGAAGUGUGCAGAGCUUGCAUUGAAAAAACAGACUUUGUGGAUCUGAUUAAGGAGCUUGCAUCAAAGCAUGCAGCUUCGGCAUCCAGAGCUGACCUUUAAUGAAAUUGUUCUUGAUCCAAGUAUAUACCUAUCUAAUACCUGGUGUUACAUCCUGAAACCUAAGUGAAAGUGAAGACAUGGUUUGACUUAACUAACAAGAACAAUUCCAAGAAAUUGGUAUUAAAUACAUGUUAAAUGAA